AUGAAACGCCGAUCCGUCGCCUCAACCAGUGGUGCAUCGGUUGGCCGUCGCGGACGACCGGCGAAGACCGCCACCAGUGAUACAGCGGUCGGACGUCGAGGAAAGGCGUCGACAGCCGCUACCAGUGAUGGAUCCGCUAGUCUUAACGAACAGUCAUCGACGGUUUCAUCCACUGAUGGAUCCGUUGGCCGCCUCCGUAAGUCAUUGAAGACCGAAACCCGUGAGGGGACAAUUGGCCGCCGCGCAAAGUCAGCGAAGGCCUCAACCAGUGAUGGAUCCGUUGGCCGUCGAGGGAUGUCAUCGAAGGCCUCGACCAGUGAUGGAUCCGUUGGCCGUCGAGGGAAGUCAUCGAAGGCCUCGACCAGUGGUGGAUCCGUUAGCCGUCGCGCGAAGUCAUCGAAAGCUUCAACCAGUGAUGUGUCGGUUGUCCGUCGCGGGCGUCGGCCCAACAACAAGAUGUCAACUGUGAUCACCAAAAAAGAGAAGAAAGCGUUUUACGAUUUGUUGUGCGAAAAGGGCUUCAGUUGUCUCAAGAAUGAAGAGCUCUUAACACAGACUUUACCCAACCGUACAAUCAAUGAAAUCAACGCAAUGAUUGACAACUAUAGCCGUAAAGGACAGGACUCGGACACGAGUGACGGUAAACAGCCAAUCGAGACGUGGUUUGAAUUAAUACAUCAAACCAUUCCCAACGCCACUAAAAAGGAUGAUUUGUCGGCCGUUUUAGUCGACAUAUUAAGCGAAAUGAGUGCCAAAGGAUUGGCCACUAAUGGCUCCGAUGGCGAUGAAGAAGCAACUGAUUCAGACUUAAAGCCC
Messenger RNA from Medioppia subpectinata, 816 nucleotides. Lineage: Eukaryota; Metazoa; Arthropoda; Arachnida; Sarcoptiformes; Oppiidae. The record is from the annotation of a GenBank genome assembly.